Molecule: messenger RNA, 1074 nt
Organism: Fusarium pseudograminearum CS3096
Lineage: Eukaryota; Fungi; Ascomycota; Sordariomycetes; Hypocreales; Nectriaceae
Exons: 1
Coding region: 1-1074 (357 amino acids)
Molecular function (GO): oxidoreductase activity
Source: RefSeq, a predicted model, not a curated record
AUGGCAGACCAAGAACCAUCAACCCAAAAGUUCUCCAUCCCAGCCUCUGAAGCUCAACGCCUCGUCCAAGAUAUCCUCCAAGGAAACGGAAUUCCUUCAGAGAAUGCGUCCAUCAUCGCCAAAUGCCUCAUAGCAGCCGACUUGCGCGGUGUCGAUACCCACGGCAUGAACCGCAUACCCUCAUACAUGGAACGCAUCCGUCAAGGUGUCCUCAGCGCCACAGCCCAGCCCAUCCUCACCCAAGUAACUCCCGCCGUCGCUCAAGUCGACGGCCAAAACGGUUUCGGUUUUGUAGCCGCCCACAAAGGAAUGGCUGCUGCUAUCGAAUCUGCGCGCGUCUUCGGUAUCGGAAUGGCGAGCAUCAAGCACUCUAACCACUAUGGUAUGAGUGCCUGGAUCGUCCAGCAGGCUCUCGAUGCCAACAUGAUGAGUCUUGUUUUCACAAACUCAAGUCCAGCUCUUCCUGCUUUCGGUGGAAAGAGUAAGCUCAUGGGUGUUUCGCCUAUCGCUUGUGGUGCGCCGGGUAAAGGGCCCAUGGAGAACUUCAUCCUCGACAUGGCACCCUCUGUCGCAGCGCGAGGAAAGAUUUACAAGGCAAAGCGACGAGGCGAAAAGAUUCCCUUGGACUGGGCUCUCGAUUCAGAGGGACGACCUACAGAUGAUCCCGAAGCUGCCCUCGGCGGCGUCAUGCUACCCAUGGGCGGCCCAAAGGGUUCUGCACUGUCCAUAAUGAUGGAUGUCUUUUCAGGAGUCCUAUCCGGUUCUGCAUUCGCAGGACAUGUAACUGGGCCGUAUGACCCAUCCAAGCCAGCAGACGUGGGCCAUUUUCUUGUUGCUAUCAAGCCUGAUCUUUUCAUGAGCUUGGAUGACUUCCGCGAGAGGAUGCAGUACUUGUACGAGCGGGUAGUUGGGUCUGAGAAAGCUGCUGGUGUUGAUCGGAUUUACUUCCCUGGUGAGAUUGAGCAGUUGAAUCGCAAGGAGAGGGAGAAGACGGGAAUUCCGCUUGUGCAGGCUGAGAUUGAUGCUUUGAAUGCUGAGGCGGAAAGGGUUGGGGCAGAGCUGUUGAAGUAUUAG